Molecule: messenger RNA, 1469 nt
Organism: Setaria italica (foxtail millet)
Lineage: Eukaryota; Viridiplantae; Streptophyta; Magnoliopsida; Poales; Poaceae
Product: protein disulfide isomerase-like 2-1
Exons: 11
Coding region: 52-1152 (366 amino acids)
Biological process (GO): protein folding
Cellular component (GO): endoplasmic reticulum
Molecular function (GO): protein disulfide isomerase activity
Source: RefSeq, a predicted model, not a curated record
GAUUUUUCCUUUUUUUUCACUCGAGCUCGCAAGUCACAUCGCACGCAUCUCAUGGCGCCUCCUCAGAUCUCCCGCAAAGCCCUCGGCCUCCUGCUGCUCCUCGCCGCCGCGGCCGCGGCCGUCUCGCCGGCCGCCGCCGACGAUGUGGUGGCCCUGACGGAGGCCGACUUCGAGAAGGAGGUCGGGCAGGACCGCGCCGCCCUCGUCGAGUUCUACGCGCCAUGGUGUGGCCACUGCAAGAAGCUUGCCCCCGAGUAUGAAAAACUUGGCGCAAGUUUCAAGAAGGCCAAAUCUGUAUUAAUCGCAAAGGUUGACUGCGAUGAGCACAAAAGUGUGUGCAGCAAGUAUGGAGUUUCUGGAUACCCCACAAUUCAAUGGUUCCCCAAAGGUUCAUUGGAGCCAAAGAAGUAUGAGGGUCAACGUUCCGCGGAAGCCCUUGCAGAAUUUGUUAACAGUGAAGCAGGCACCAAUGUAAAGAUAGCUGCAGUUCCUUCAAGUGUCGUGGUUCUGACUCCAGAGACAUUCGACUCAGUUGUGCUUGAUGAAACCAAAGAUGUCCUUGUUGAGUUCUAUGCUCCAUGGUGUGGUCACUGCAAGCAUCUUGCUCCGGUUUAUGAGAAGCUGGCUUCAGUUUUCAAGCAGGAUGAGGGUGUUGUGAUUGCCAAUCUUGAUGCUGACAAGCACGCUGACUUGGCUGAAAAGUAUGGUGUUUCUGGUUUCCCGACAUUGAAGUUCUUCCCUAAGGGAAACAAAGCUGGUGAAGAUUAUGAUGGUGGCCGGGACUUGGAUGACUUUGUCAAGUUCAUUAAUGAGAAGUGUGGCACCAGCCGGGAUUCAAAGGGCCAACUUACUUCAGAGUCUGGGCUUGUGGCAAGCUUGAAUCCUCUUGUGAAGGAGUUUAUCAACGCUGCAGAUGACAAGCGGAAAGAAAUCCUCUCCAAAAUAGAAGAGGAUGUUGCUAAGCUCAGUGGUUCUGCUGCCAAGCAUGGGAAGAUCUAUGUGACAGCUGCAAAGAAGAUUAUGGACAAGGGAUCUGACUAUACUAAGAAGGAGACCGAGAGGCUUCAACGCAUGCUGGAGAAGUCGAUCAGUCCUUCCAAAGCUGACGAAUUCAUCAUCAAGAAGAACAUUCUUUCGACAUUCUCUUCUUGAAGGUGAUGAACCACGGCCCGGUCUGCCAGUGAGCUAUAGCCGAUAGCACAACCACCACCUACGAGGAAAAAACAGAAGAAAUGGGAUAAUAUCAGUGAAAGGUGGUAGUGGAAGUCCAGUUCCAGUAGUGGCAGAGCUAGUUGAUUGGAUUUUUGUUUCUAACAAACUUGUACCCAGCUGCACGGGGAUGUAUGUCCUUUUCUGGUUACAGGGGAUUUACUUAGUAAUCACUGUUUACUUCAGAUGAUACCCCAUGCUUCGUCUUUAAUCGAAUAAGUUGGUUGGUUAUUCAGCCUCCGGUAGUUAUUUUGCUCUUA